This is a messenger RNA of Brugia malayi, 903 nucleotides long. RefSeq lists its product as uncharacterized. Gene Ontology annotation, molecular function: RNA binding. NCBI's taxonomy places the organism in Eukaryota, Metazoa, Nematoda, Chromadorea, Rhabditida, Onchocercidae. The transcript has 5 exons. Bases 1 to 903 code for a protein of 300 amino acids. The record is from RefSeq and is a predicted model, not a curated record.
AUGGAUACUCAGGAUAGCCAUCAGGAAGAACAAACUCAGAAUUCAGAAACUGUUAAUGGUGGUACUGUUAGCGAAGGAGGUUUGAAAGAUCUGGGCAAAGGCAAUGAAGACAAAAAAAUAUUCGUUGGUGGAAUAGCCUACGACGUUACAAAUGAAGACUUAUCGCAAUAUUUCUCGCAGUAUGGUGAGGUAGCACAGGCUCAGGUGAAAUAUGAUCGAAAUACGGGUCGUUCUCGUGGCUUUGCAUUUGUAGAAUUCACAACCGGUGAGGCUUGUAGAGCUGCACUCAAUGCAAGAGAACAAUCGCUCAAGGGAAAGACCGUUGAAGUUAAGCCAGCAAAAUCUCGAGAGAAUAAGAAAGUGUUUGUCGGUGGUUUGCCUGCUGACCAUCCAGAAGAAGAACUGCGUGCUCACUUCGAACAGUAUGGAAAAGUGGAAGAUAUUGAAUGGCCUUUCGAUAAGCAAACAAAAGCUCGACGAAAUUUCGCAUUUAUUGUGUUUGAAGAAGAGGAAGCGGCUGAACGGGCAUCGGCUACACCAAAACAGAUGUUUGGAUCACGCGAGUGCGAUGUCAAGAAAGCUGUUCCUCAAGGUAAGCGUUUCCCGGGUGGUCGAGGUGGUGCUGCAAUGCGAGCUGGAUAUGGAGCUGGUCGAGCAGGUGUUAUGAAUGGUUGGUUUGGACAAGCUGGAUGGGGUCAGAUGGGAGCGUUUGGUGCAUAUGGCGGGGGUACUGGAACUGCAGGUGGCUGGGGUGACUGGUAUGGUAAUGCUGCUGCCGCUGGAUAUUAUCAACAGGGACAGGCCGGUGGCUAUUAUGGUGCCGGCGGUUAUGAUGCUUAUUCCCAAGGAAUGACCCAACGUGGGGCAAGUCAGCAGCGCUAUCCACAACAACAACAAUACUGA